UAGGCUAGUUUACUUUGUGACAGCUUCAGAUGAGGAGGAAUAUUGAAGAGAAUAAUUACCCAAGUUGGCACCUUACACUGUAGCAGUGUUAUACAAAUUGGGUUUUCUCUAUAAUUGCAGUUCUUGAAAUUUUCGUGAAAAAAAUGGAGUUUUUGGAUGAUUCGAGCUUCAAAGUAUCAGCAGAGAUGGAGGAAUUGCUUUGUGAGAGACUCUUGGAUCAGAAUCAACCUAUUUCUGAGCGUUUUAGAGCUCUUUUCUCUCUCCGUAAUCUUAAGGGGCCUGUGCCCAGAAAGGCCCUUAUUCAAGCAACAAGGGAUCCCUCAAAUCUACUGGCACACGAGGCUGCAUUUGCCCUGGGACAAAUGCAAGAUGUUGAAGCUAUCCCUGCUCUGGAAAAUGUUCUUAAUGAUAUGUCAUUGCAUCCUAUUGUGCGCCAUGAGGCUGCUGAAGCUCUUGGUGCUAUUGGUUUGCGGAGUAACAUUCCACUCCUAAAGAACAGUUUGGAUAGAGAUCCAGCUCAAGAAGUCAGGGAGACAUGUGAACUGGCUCUUAGUCGGAUUGAGGAAUUGCCAAAUGGUAGUGAAAAUGUUGAUUCAUCUGCAACUGGUGCAUCACCCUUUCUCUCAGUUGACCCAGCUGCUCCUUCUGGUUCUCCUGUACACCAAUUACGGGAAGUUCUUUUAAACGAAGACAAGAAAAUGUAUGAGCGGUAUUCAGCUCUUUUUGGGCUUCGAAAUAAUGGUGGAAAUGAAGCCAUUUCUGCUAUUGUCAAAUCUCUAGGUGCAAACAGUGCUCUUCUUCGACAUGAGGUCGCCUAUGUCUUGGGCCAACUACAAAAUAAAACUGCUACAGAUGCACUCUCCGGUGUACUGAAGGAUGUUCAUGAGCAUCCAAUGGUUAGACAUGAAGCAGCUGAAGCUCUUGGUUCUAUAGCAGAUGGCCAAUGUAUAGCUCUUUUAGAGGAAUUUGUACAAGAUCCAGAGCCUAUUGUUUCACAGAGCUGUGAAGUUGCUCUCAGCAUGCUUGAGUUCGAAAAAGCGGGAAAAACCUUUGAGUAUCUCUUCAUGCAGACACCUAAAGUACCGCAAGCUUGAUAUUGAUUAGCUUAACUGGUUUAUAUGGUUAUUUCACCUGCCAUUCUAUCGAGGGAUGUUCUGUACUGAUUGGUGCACAGUAUCUCUGCCUCUAACGAAUCAUUGGUUUGAUGAUAUUUUCUUCAUGUUGUUUAGAAUAUUAUACGGGUUCACAUUAUAGUAUGGUUGAUAUUAAGAAAAGAAUAUUGGCUUCAAUAUAUCUCCAGAGGUUCUCUCUUUGAUAUAUAUCUUUUUUCUUUUCAUAUUUUCAUACAAGGCAUUCGUGCUAGAUUGUGUUUAAGUUUGGAUAUAGUUUGUUAUUCAGUUGCAGAGCUUUUAUGGCUUUGAUACAGUUAUAUACAUAAAAGUGUAUGCAGAUCACUAAUUUUUUUUA
Daucus carota subsp. sativus is the source of this 1467-nucleotide messenger RNA. RefSeq names its product deoxyhypusine hydroxylase-B. The transcript is spliced from 7 exons. NCBI's taxonomy places the organism in Eukaryota, Viridiplantae, Streptophyta, Magnoliopsida, Apiales, Apiaceae. Gene Ontology annotation, molecular function: deoxyhypusine monooxygenase activity. The coding region runs from base 144 to 1094 and encodes 316 amino acids. The record is from RefSeq and is a predicted model, not a curated record. Gene Ontology annotation, biological process: peptidyl-hypusine biosynthetic process.